AUGCAGGGAGUAAAACAACACUCAAUAACGCCAACACGCAAUUUUUAUCGUCGAAAGUUACCACCAAUUUGUAUCGACUUCACUUCUACAGAGGGUAAAAGACUUUUCACGGAAAGUUUACUCAAAGGAUAUGCAAAUGUGUAUUUUCGAUUGGCAUCUCAAUUUUUAACCCAAGAUGAACCAGCGUUUUGCGGAUUGGCAACAUUAGUAAUGGCAUUAAAUGCUUUGGAAGUGGACCCUGGACGAGUUUGGAAGUCACCAUGGCGUUUCUAUCAUGAGAGUAUGCUUGAUUGUUGUGUUCCACUUGAUGAUAUUAAAAAAAGUGGAAUCACAUUACUUCAAUUUACAUGCCUUGCUGAAUGUAACAAGCUUUGCACCACUCUAAAAUAUGCCGAAUCAGGAGAAGACUUUUUGCAUGAUUUACGUGGAACCGUGAAGCGCUGUAUGGCUGCAGACGAUAUCAUUCUUGUGGUUAGCUAUAAUCGUCAAGUACUUGGUCAAACAGGUGCAGGCCAUUUUUCUCCCCUUGGCGCUUAUCAUGAGGAUACUGAUCAAGUGCUCAUUAUGGAUGUUGCUCGAUUUAAAUAUCCACCUCACUGGGUGCCUUUGACUGUUAUACGUGAUGCUAUGCUUAAUAUCGACCAGACUACCGGAAAACCACGCGGUUUUGUAACGAUGAAGCUGCGAUCCAAUACGCAGUCAUUAGUAUUGUUUCGUUUUCAGACUAAUAUAGAUGUUUCCAAAACACAGUUCGUUUCACGACUAAAACAGUGGGAAAAAUUUCUUGCUGAAAAAAUUUCAAACAAGAAUGAAUCAGAAUUCAAGGAUGUUUGUACAAUGUUUUCUUCUAUUUUUGCAGGUUGCGUUGCAUGCUGUGACUGCUCUGAACCUAUUCAAAGUCAAUCUUCAUGUGAGGAAGAAAAGAAGCCUGGUAGCUUUUGCAGCUUAAACGUAAAAAAUGCAGUUAGCUGUGGUGAUAUUUGUCGUGAAAUUUCAAACUUGGAGAUUGCAUCGUAUAUUACAUCUGCUAGUUUAUGCACAUUGCUACUUGCUUGGCCUUUACAGGUGAUUUACUAUCGAUAA
This is a messenger RNA of Thelazia callipaeda (thelaziosis nematode), 1083 nucleotides long. Lineage: Eukaryota; Metazoa; Nematoda; Chromadorea; Rhabditida; Thelaziidae. The record is from the annotation of a GenBank genome assembly.